CUCUCUCUCUCUCUCCGAAUAGCAUAAUCCUUUGUAUAUUUUGUUUCUCAUCGUGUGAUUGGUUCCCUCUCUGAAUCUCACACUUCUCGGCCACAAAUCUGUCCUAGUGUUUAAUUCAUUUUAUCCCCGAACAAAAGAUCACUAUUUAUUUCGUUCCUUUUCAUUUUCUUCUGUUUGGAUGAUGAGAAAACCAAAAGGUCGAUUUUCUAGUGUGGAUUCCGUACGUGGACUGGCUAUGUACAGAUCAUUAGAUAAUAUUUCGGACGCAUGCACUGUAAAAGCUAAAACAAAUCUCAAGCAGUUCCAUGCUGAAAGGAACUUCAAAAGACGUUCCUGCAGAGCAACUCCAGCUCCAGAAGACGUCUGCUGCAAGAGAUGUUCGUGCAGUGUCUACCAUCUGUAUGGGAGAGAACCACCUUGGUGCCGGAUCCAGUUUGAAGAAUUAUCACCAACUAGAGUUACCUUUGUCUCGGUGUACGGCGCUCAUCUUCUGGACAAAUGCUUGAUGAGUUGUAGUGUCUGGCAUCGAAGAUCGGCCAUGAAAUAUUAUCCCCAAGAAGCUGCAUGCAUUUUCCUAGGCCCGGAGAAUAGAUUCAAGUUGGCCGAUCUCAGUCCCUCCACUAACUACUCCUGCAAGGUUUCUUUAUUUAGCGAGUCGCAAACUCUAGGCAUCUGGGGAGCCAAAUGGGUCACACCUGCACCAACCAAAAGAUCUAUCUCAGAUGAACAGGGAGAGAAAAAACCAGACCCCGACCCAGACCAAGGCCCGGCUUCAACAGUCAAAAUUCAUCAAAAGAUCGAUUCAGUUCAUUCUAACUACAGCAAGCUGUCCCUGUCCCUGGCCAAGCAUGUGGCACUCGCAGAGCUUCAACCAUGGGACGAGUCCAACAAGAACAAUAGCUCUCUUGUGCUGCGCUCUACCACCUCAUGUCCACCCCGGACGCCAUGUAAAUCUUAUCAAAAUACUAAACACGCAGUCCUCAGUGGCCAAAAACGACCAGAAGAGAGAGAUUAUGAGUACUAUGUGCAAGUAGUUAGGUGGUUGGAGCAUGAAAGGCUCAUAGAGAGGGAUUUCAGGGUGAAGUUUCUCACUUGGUUCAGCUUGAAAGCCACACCAAGAGAGAGAAAGGUGGUUAGCGUGUUUGUGGACACUCUGAGCGAUGACCCUCCAAGCUUAGCAGCCCAGCUCAUUGAUACUUUCAGCGAUGAGAUUUACAGUGAACGAAGGCCUGUUUCUCUGCCUCAAUGCCGCGCUAAAUUGAGGCAUUGGAUGUGAAAAGUUCACUGGCCGGGCUGGCUGAGCAUUCUAGUCUCUUACAAAAAGCAAGCAGUCUCAAACUAAUUUCAA
Diospyros lotus (date-plum) is the source of this 1348-nucleotide messenger RNA. Its product is annotated as protein VERNALIZATION INSENSITIVE 3-like. The transcript has 3 exons. Gene Ontology annotation, biological process: epigenetic regulation of gene expression; vernalization response. NCBI's taxonomy places the organism in Eukaryota, Viridiplantae, Streptophyta, Magnoliopsida, Ericales, Ebenaceae. The record is from RefSeq and is a predicted model, not a curated record. The coding region runs from base 179 to 1276 and encodes 365 amino acids.